AGGCCCAGCCGCCCACACGCGCACGGAUCUUCCCAAGUCACAUCCCCUCUCCCUUCUCGUCCCCGAGUCCCGACCGCACCGGCGAGCGCGAGCUAGGGUUCGUCGAUCGGCCGCGGCGCAUCCCAUCUCCGGCGAGCCUAGCCUAGCGGCAUGGCGGGGAUACGGUGGCCGCCGGAGGACCCGGAGAUGUUCCCGACGCGGAUGCUCGGCAGCGGCGUCUGGGCAGGAGCAGGAGCCGGGGCCCCCGGCGAGAUGGCGUCGGACGACGACCGGUCCGUGGCGGCGGACUCGUGGUCGAUCAAGAGCGACUACGGGAGCACCCUCGACGACGAGCAGCGGUACGCCGACACGGCCGAGGUCCUCCUCGCCUCCUCCUGCUCCGCAUCCUCCGCCUCCUCCUCCGUCGUCGCGCCCUCCUCCGCCUCCUCGCUCAGCGCCCACCACUCCUCCGACUUCAGCUUUGACAAGGAUGUGCCCGAUGUCGUGCCGCCCAUGCUAGGCUUGCAUAAUUAUCAUGACGGUGCGUACGCGGAAGACCUUGCCCAUUACCACGAACGCAGCCACGCAGAUGACUGGUUUGGCACCGAGGUCAUGGAUGUCCUUGUAGGCUGGACCACAAACUUGUGUUCCAGCAAAAAUUUGCCCGGCUGCAGCGUACUUGACAUCGGAACUGGGAGCGGACGACUCUUGCAGCAGCUUGCAAAGCAAGGGUUUUCUGAUCUAACAGGCAUCGACUAUAGUGAAGCUGCAAUUGAACAUGCUCGAAAUCUUUCAAUCCGUGAUGGGUUUGAGCACAUUAAUUUUUUGGUUGAUGAUGUCUUGGAGUCAAAAUUGGAGAGAAGAUUUGAACUUGUGAUGGAUGAAGGAACUCUGGAUGCAAUUGGGCUCCAUCCUGAUGGACCUGUAAAGAGAAUGAUGUAUUGGCAGUCAGUGGCUAGCUUGGUUUCUCCUGGCGGCGUACUGGUUAUCACAUCAUGCAGCAGAACUAAGGAUGAGUUGGUGCAAGAGGUGGAGAACUUCAACCAAAGGAAGUUAGGUGCUACGGUCUCUGAAGGAGCGUUGGGCAGUGAUGCUGUGGUGUUCAAGUACCUUGACCAUGUCCAAGCUUACCCGAACGUGGAUAGUCCCUGCAUUGCCACCGUUGCUUUCCUUCAUAUGUGAAAUAUAUAUGUAUCUAUCCUUUCCCCACUUUCUAUCCCUAACUUAUCAAACUUGUGAGUAACAAUGUACCCCCAUGACAGCUGUUCUUCUAUGGAUCAAUUUACAUUGUCAGAUUGGUUCAUCCAUUGUUAUGUUGCUUUGUUA
This is a messenger RNA of Brachypodium distachyon (stiff brome), 1305 nucleotides long. RefSeq names its product EEF1A lysine methyltransferase 2. The coding region runs from base 151 to 1161 and encodes 336 amino acids. The transcript has 7 exons. The record is from RefSeq and is a predicted model, not a curated record. Gene Ontology annotation, cellular component: cytoplasm. Gene Ontology annotation, molecular function: protein-lysine N-methyltransferase activity. Gene Ontology annotation, biological process: peptidyl-lysine dimethylation; peptidyl-lysine monomethylation. NCBI's taxonomy places the organism in Eukaryota, Viridiplantae, Streptophyta, Magnoliopsida, Poales, Poaceae.